AUGCCUUUAUUCUGCAAAUCCGAGGAAAAGAAGCGCCGAAAGGCCGAAAAGCGCGCAGAAAAGAUUGCAAGGGAAUGGCAGUCUGACCGACAUGCCGCGGAGGUAUUGGCAUGGCUUGAUCAACAGAUCGAAGACGGAGUUCCCAUGCACAAACUUGACAUGCGGCUGCCGCCUCCUCCCUACAAGAAUCCUCCCAAGUAUCCAAGAUAG
This is a messenger RNA of Diaporthe amygdali, 210 nucleotides long. RefSeq lists its product as uncharacterized. The record is from RefSeq and is a predicted model, not a curated record. Bases 1 to 210 code for a protein of 69 amino acids. NCBI's taxonomy places the organism in Eukaryota, Fungi, Ascomycota, Sordariomycetes, Diaporthales, Diaporthaceae. The transcript is spliced from 2 exons.